CACAACCGCGAUUUGUCUCACCUUCAAGUCCCGUAGCACAACACCACAAAGGCAGCCUACGAUCUUUACAAGAUGUCCCGCGGUGGUGGUACCACGCUCUACGUCACGGGCUUCGGCCACGGCACCCGCGCUCGCGACCUCGCCUACGAAUUCGAACGCUACGGUCGUCUUGUUCGCUGCGAUAUCCCUGCGCCGCGCUCCGCAUCGAGCAGGCUCUUUGCAUUUGUUGAGUACGAGAGCCGUCGCGAUGCCGAUGACGCGUACCAUGAGAUGCACAACAAGCGCAUUGGCCGCGACGACUUGCUGAAGAUUGAGUGGGCACGCACGCCUCCGUCCGCAUCUUGGCGCUUUGACUCUGGCCGCGACCGCCCCCGUGGUGAGCGCUCUGAGCGCGGUGAGCGCAGCGAGCGUGGAGGCCGCGAGCGCUCUCCUCGCCGCCGAAGCACGUCUCCUCGCCGCGACCGUGAGGCCUUCUCUCCUCGCAAGGACGACCGCCGCGAGCGCGACUACGACCGCCGUGACCGUGACCGCUCUAGGAGCCCCAACGGUGACCGCGAGAUGAAGGAUGUGCGCGAUCGCGAGGACGACCGUGGCGACCGCGACCGCGAUGAGAGGCGCGAACGUGACCGCGAGGCCGACGCUCCUGCCGCCGAAGUCCGCAAGGCCGAGUCCCCUCCUCCUCCAGUCGUGCAUGAAGACCUCGACGUUGCUGAGUAGAGCUGAGUUCCUGCUCUUCUUGGCGCGCUUGCUCCGGCCAUUGUGGUGGUCUGAUGGUCUGCGGUCACUAUAUUCACUUCCCAAAUUGGUUUAAGUAUCGGUGUUUGAGUAGCUGAAAACGGUGCAUGGGCUUUGUUCUUUCUUCGGUUGGCGGCUAGCUAUACUGCUCGGCCUUGCCACAGGUUAAUCAUAUCAAGUUCGAAUCUCA
Molecule: messenger RNA, 925 nt
Organism: Parastagonospora nodorum SN15
Lineage: Eukaryota; Fungi; Ascomycota; Dothideomycetes; Pleosporales; Phaeosphaeriaceae
Exons: 5
Coding region: 73-717 (214 amino acids)
Biological process (GO): mRNA splicing, via spliceosome
Cellular component (GO): nuclear speck
Molecular function (GO): RNA binding
Source: RefSeq, a predicted model, not a curated record